Molecule: messenger RNA, 4393 nt
Organism: Rhagoletis zephyria (snowberry fruit fly)
Lineage: Eukaryota; Metazoa; Arthropoda; Insecta; Diptera; Tephritidae
Product: sodium- and chloride-dependent glycine transporter 1-like
Biological process (GO): sodium ion transmembrane transport; amino acid transport; nitrogen compound transport
Cellular component (GO): plasma membrane
Molecular function (GO): glycine:sodium symporter activity
Source: RefSeq, a predicted model, not a curated record
GGUUCAUCGGUUAAUUGCUGGCUGAGAAUUCGCCUUUGUCAAAUUACGCUGGUAUUAAAUACCAAAACCACAGCCAACGCUACUUGAAGAAAUACUAUGCCAAUUUUGUUGCAAUCAACAACAAUAACCACAAACAACAAUCGGCAAGCAGCAGGCAACAAGCGUCAGACAAGACCAGAACACAGCAGCAACAGUGAGGCAGCCACAUGGUGCCCAGAUUACAAAUGAAUGCCAACAAUGAGCAACAUAAAUCAUAAGCGAAAAUUAGCAACAAUUAUCUACAAUAGCCACAGAAACGGGAGGAACGUUUGAAACGAGAAUAAGUGAAAGUGCUGCAGUGAUAAGACAUACAUAUGUACCUACAUAAAUAUGUUUAUAGUUUAAAGGAAAACAAAUGAUUAAUAACUUUGCGAAAAAUGCAUAAAAAAAUAAGAAACAAAAAAAUACUAGAAAUGCCAACGGAAUCAACCGGAUAAUUUACAACUAUAACUUGAGCAAAAUUCCUAAAAGUUCAGUAUAUGUAUUUCUGUUUGAAGUAGCUUCCUAUGCGCUUAAGUAAUCGCUACUUAACAAUAUUCUGCAGCUAUAAGCGAAACAACAAAAAUUUGUGCUAAUUGUGCGAACCAUUAAUAUUUCGUGAAAUUUAAACUACAAAAAAGUAAAAAAAAAACAUAACUCUUAUAAUGUAAACAAGCAGCAACGCUGAAGGCGCAACAAACUUAAAGCAGAACUUUUAAAGUUAUGAAAAUAUUUGCAGCGAAACGACUAAAUACAGGGCGACAGUUGUUUUUUAGGCUGCAUUUAAUUAAAACUAAAUUGCAACUGAGAUAAAAAUUCAACAAAAAAAAGUUUCAAAUCAUCUUGGCAAAGUAAAACUGCUGUGUUUCAAAUUUAUAUAUUACGACACAUACAUAUUUAUAUAUUAUAUACGCGUAGCAACAUGGAUAAGAAGGACAAAUCGAAAUCGAAAUCAAAACCGAAACGUUUGAAGGCAAAUAAAGAGUCGAGCACAGCAUUGGAUGUCGAUUUAUGGGAGCAAAAUGAGGAUCGCUUCACCACCGUUGAACUGCCCGCCAGCGCCAAAAUGCCGAACAGCAGCAGCGCCCCGGCAACAGCAGCUGCAACAAGCACCACACCCGCUAGCGGCGGCAGCAGCGCACACAGCAAAGCCAUCAGCAUUAGCAUUGGUGGUGAUGGUGGCGACGGGCCCGAUGGUCCACCAGGUGGCGGGCGUGAUCCCAUCGAUGCAAUCAACUAUCCACCUAAUACGCCCACCACACCUGCUUCGAAGGUAGCCAUUGGCGGUGGCGAUUCGGGUGCUGCACUCAUUGCACUCGACACAGGUGAGCCCAGCGAGCCGGAGCGUGGCAAUUGGACGGGACGCUUUGAUUUUCUACUCUCACUGCUCGGCUACUCGGUGGGACUGGGCAAUGUGUGGCGCUUUCCCUAUCUGUGCUACAACAAUGGCGGCGGCGCCUUCCUCAUACCCUUUACAAUAAUGUUAAUUAUCGCCGGCUUGCCGCUCAUGUUCAUGGAACUUUCGUUCGGUCAGUAUGCCGCUUUGGGUCCAAUAGCAAUCUAUCGUCGCUUUUGUCCACUAUUUCGUGGUCUCGGCGCUGGCAUGGUUAUCGUCUCGGCCAUUGUAAUGCUCUAUUAUAAUUUGAUUAUUGCCUGGACAAUAUUCUAUAUGUGCGCUUCGUUUCGUCGUGUGCUGCCAUGGCAGAAUUGUGAAGCUGCUUGGAGCACUGAAAAUUGCUUCUCUUACGAAAUGGCCGAUCAGUGUGAUUCCGUCAAUGGCACCUUCUACCUGAGAACGUGCUACAAUAUUAGUUACGCCGAAGAGCACAAUAUCACUGAAUUGGCAUUGCAUGCGCUGAAGCGACCACCAGCUGAGGAGUAUUUUACAAACUACGUACUCGGUUUAUCUUCAGGCAUCGAAGAAACUGGCGGCAUAAAACCCGAACUAGCCGCAUGCCUCUUCGCCGCAUGGGCUAUAGUUUUUCUGUGUCUUUGCAAAGGCGUGCAAUCAUCCGGCAAAGUAGUCUACUUUACGGCGCUUUUCCCUUAUGUAGUGUUAGUUAUACUAUUCUUUAGAGGCGUAACACUACCUGGCGCUAAAACUGGCAUUUUAUUUUAUUUGACACCCGAUUUCAAGCAGUUGGCUAAUGCGCAGGUUUGGGGCGAUGCUGCCGUGCAAAUAUUUUUUGCGCUCAGCCCCGCCUGGGGUGGCCUGAUCACAUUGUCUUCCUACAAUAAAUUCUCUAACAAUUGUUAUAAAGACUCUCUGAUCGUGGCCAUUUGCAAUAUAGCCACCUCAUUUUUUGCCGGUUUGGUCAUAUUCUCGAUCAUCGGUUUUCUAGCGCACGAGUUAGAGGUGGAAGUGAAGAAAGUGGUCGAUCAAGGUGCUGGAUUGGCAUUCAUUGUUUAUCCGGAAGUGGUGACACGCUUACCAGUCUCACCGGUUUGGUCGGUGCUAUUUUUUGUUAUGUUACUUACGCUGGGACUGGACUCACAGUUCGCUCUCAUGGAAACAGUUACAACUGCCAUAUUGGAUAAAUUUCCCAAUUUACGACAAUACAAGACAUGGGUUGUGCUUUUUGUUGGUAUUUUUGGCUAUCUCGGUGGUCUCGGUUUUACCACGAAUAGCGGCAUGUAUUGGCUGCAACUAAUGGACAAGUAUGCUGCCAAUUGGUCCGUACUACUUAUUGCCAUAUCCGAGUGUGUUUUAAUUGCUUGGAUAUAUGGUUCACAACGUUUUCUCAACGACAUUCAGGGUAUGAUAGGUAAAAGAUCGAGAUUCUGGAAUGCCUUUUGGUCUGCAAUGUGGCGUUAUAUAACACCGGCAACAUUGUUGUUUAUUCUCUUCUUCAACUGGGUCGAAUACAAACCCGCCUCGUACGGCCACUAUGUCUACCCAUUGUGGGCCGAUGCGGUUGGUUGGUUCAUCGGCCUCUUGCCGGUACUUUUUAUUUUCAUCAUCGCCUUCCAACAAAUUUGCAAGGCGCCUAAACAGCUUUCCAUGAAAGAGCGUUUAAAAUUUCUACUGCGUCCUACUGCCGAAUGGGGACCUGCGGGAAGACCAUGCGUCAAUUUGCAUGCCGAGCGCUACGACAGCCAAAAUUAUGACGUUGUGGCCAAUACGCAAGUACUAAUUAAUGGGCUGCCCGCCGAUGUGUCACCCUAUGAGGACAACAGCAAUGGAUAUCGUGACGAGUCGUCGACUACGGCAGCAGCAGCUAGAACAUCCACUGCUGUUGUGCGCAUGAGUGAUCACGUCGACGAUGGCUCGAUGGGUCUACGAAUGGGUGGUAAUGGGGCAAGCAAUGGCACUGGUGGAACUGGCGGCGGAGGAGGCGGUGGCGAUAGAAGAGGCAGCGGCGCUGCUGUGACAAUACGAAAUGGAAGUCAUACUGUAACUGACUAUGGCACCUCAGUGGCCAUCAAAACAACCAGCUCCACUGGCGCUACCAAGCUACCUGGCCCUAGCAUAUUGAAGAGCUCGAAGAGCAACCAAUCAGCCAGCAAUGGCCGUAGCAAAGGACAGUAUCAAACCGAGGCGAGUCCAAGCCGGCAGCCGUUAAUAGAAGCGGAGCUGCGUGCCAACGACAGUGUCGGCUCGUACCUCAAUGAGGCAGCCGCACUGGCACAGCGCAAAGCACUAGCGAAUGGUCAGGGUGUUGAGGCGAGUGAUAAAAUGACAAAAGUAACUGCCAGUAUUGUAUUGCCAACUAAGACGGCAAUGACCACAACCACAGCGGUGUCAACUGCGCCCACUGCUACCACCACAACGGCGGCAACAACACAAGUGUUAGUCGCCGGUACAAUGAGCAGUGGCCGCGAGCGCAUGCUCACCACGUUUGGUGAACGUGGUGUGGUACCAGGAGCGGAAGCAAUCGCAACACCGGCAUCCAAAGUGGCAACCUCUGCAACAGCAACUACUUCUGCAGCCAACGCAAAGUCAGUAACAGCAGCAUCGGACUCUAAAGUGGCAGCCGUCGAUAAUAAGCCAGGGUUAGUGCGUGGCACAACACAGCCAACAAUUACUUCAACAGCAAUAACAAGCACAAAACAACCUUUGAGCAUUGCAUCAGCAAUGCCGGCAACGAGUGCACCUGCAGUAACAUCAACCAUAGUUACCACACCGACGACAAUGGCACCUACUGCUGCCACAGCAACGAUUGCUAAGCCUAAGCUGGCGACAACAUCAAUGGCAGGUGCAACAACAGUCGCUUUAUCUGUUAAAACACCAGUGGUUGCAGCGGCAACAACAACUGCGACGACUAUAAACACAACACAACCAGCCACAGAAACGUCAGCAACAACAGCGAGGCCAAAAACAACAGUCACAACAAAUACAACACCGACAGCGCAAAUGCUUUCGGCAAAANCACAA